This is a messenger RNA of Diabrotica virgifera virgifera (western corn rootworm), 1706 nucleotides long. RefSeq names its product calcineurin subunit B type 2. The coding region runs from base 197 to 709 and encodes 170 amino acids. The record is from RefSeq and is a predicted model, not a curated record. The transcript has 5 exons. Gene Ontology annotation, molecular function: calcium ion binding; calcium-dependent protein serine/threonine phosphatase regulator activity. Lineage: Eukaryota; Metazoa; Arthropoda; Insecta; Coleoptera; Chrysomelidae.
UGAAAAAGGAAAUUCAUGUUUUAAAUUUAUCCCUGUAGUUUUUUAUUACUUUUUUUACGCCAAUUGUCAAACGACGUCACGCAUGCAGAGCCCUCUUUGAGCGGUUCACGAACUACAGUAAAUUAUUUAUCCUCAGUUUGUCGAUCAUUAAAAAGAAUCAUAAAUCAAUUAGAAGUUAGAGUACUUGGAGCAGACCAUGGGUAACGAGAGCUCUCUGCCCAUGGAGCUAUGCUCUAACUUUGACGCCGACGAAAUUCGACGUCUCGGUAAAAGAUUCAGAAAAUUAGAUCUGGACAACUCGGGGGCCCUCAGCAUCGACGAGUUCAUGUCUCUGCCGGAGCUGCAGCAGAAUCCGCUCGUUCAACGUGUGAUUGACAUCUUCGAUGCCGAUGGUAACGGAGAAGUCGAUUUCAAAGAAUUCAUUCAGGGUGUGUCUCAAUUCAGCGUAAAGGGUGACAAGCUCUCCAAGCUUAGAUUUGCUUUCCGGAUCUACGAUAUGGAUAAUGACGGAUACAUCUCUAAUGGAGAACUAUUUCAGGUUCUCAAAAUGAUGGUCGGAAACAAUCUGAAGGACACUCAGCUCCAGCAGAUCGUCGACAAGACCAUCCUGUUCGCCGACAAAGAUGAAGACGGCAAAAUUUCCUUCGAGGAAUUUUGCAACGUGGUCGGCAACACCGAUAUCCACAAGAAAAUGGUCGUUGACGUCUAGGCGUCACCACCACCCUACUUCAACUCGACACCUGGUCUUUUAGAAAUACGCGAUUUACAAAAAAAUCUUAGAACAGCAAGACAUUUUUGUUUCCUGUCGCUGAAACAUCGCCGUCCAAAUCGACAGGAGUCUGUGAGACGUCUGUCCGUUUGGGAGGCGGUGUUUUGUUUGUAGAGGCGGCUUCUCUAUAUUUACUCCUAUGUAUCGACUUCACGGCUUUUAAAAUCACCACAUAGCAAAUCAGGUGGUCGAGUUGGUAGCGCAGUUUAUAGCUUUAAGUCCAUUUCACUGUAUAAAUCUAAAGAGCUCAUAUGCAUGUUUUGUGCUUUCCUGUUACUAAAUAUUUUAUAAAAAACAAAAAGAAAAAGAUACGAUAUAGUUGUUCUUUAUACUUUAAUCUUAAUGUCGUGUGUGUAUAGAUAAGGAAGAAAAAUAUACUUAAAUAUUAUUAAUCAACCUAACGCUUUAAACUAUAAUGCUUGUAACUUAUUGAACUUUUCACACAAACUGAAUUUUCUUCUGGGUUCGUAGGUACAGAAAAGUACUCGACCAAGCCGUUCGGUUGAAAGGGUGCGAUAGAACGCUUGCUCCAACUACUUUUUGAUUCUAGUCACUGAGUUCAACAGCUCAAUGGGACGGUUCCGAGACUUGUUCGCUCGAGCGUGGGUCGGAAAAGCGGAAAACAGAUCGGGCGUCAUACUAGUUUUGCCCGCGCCGUUUUCCCGUCUUCUCUUCCGACACACCUUCUGAUGUUUCGGAAGCGUGCUCGUUCUGUCGGCAACAAUUCGCUGCUGACUGUUCUCGAAAAGUGUGCAAUCGGGAACCAGACACCGAAUAUUGUCUUGUUGACGUUUUAGUUGAGAUUUUUACCUAACACAAAAAGUAGGUAUACAUUAGUUAUAGAUUGGAAAGUUUCAUUCAAAUGUAUCAUAUGUUAAUCGAUGUGAGAUGUUUUAAAAUUUAUGUUUAGUAAUAAAUGUUACUCACCUCUCUGCGA